This is a messenger RNA of Protobothrops mucrosquamatus (brown spotted pit viper), 3630 nucleotides long. RefSeq names its product lysine demethylase 2A (gene KDM2A). Gene Ontology annotation, biological process: protein demethylation; regulation of transcription by RNA polymerase II. Gene Ontology annotation, molecular function: DNA binding; protein binding; histone demethylase activity. The coding region runs from base 19 to 3618 and encodes 1199 amino acids. NCBI's taxonomy places the organism in Eukaryota, Metazoa, Chordata, Lepidosauria, Squamata, Viperidae. The transcript has 22 exons. The record is from RefSeq and is a predicted model, not a curated record.
GAGUCUGACGGGUUCAAAAUGGCGGCGGCGGCUGCUUCUAUAAAGGGGCAAAGGAAAAUCAGAGCCCUGGAGGAACAGGAAGAAGAUAGUAGUUCUGAUAUAUCCUUCUCACUCUCAUCAGAAGAGUCUGAGAUGGAACCUGAAGAAGAACGGAUCCGUUAUAGCAAACGACUGCGUGGUGCUAUGAGACGACGCUAUGAGGAUGAUGGUAUCUCAGAUGAUGAAAUUGAAGGCAAGCGAACAUUUGACCUUGAAGAAAAACUUACUACCAGCAAAUUUAAUGCUAACUUUGUAGUGUUCAUGGAAGGCAAAGACUUCACUGCGGAGUACAUUCAACGUGGUGGCUUAAGAGAUCCUUUGAUAUUCAAGAAUUGCGAUGGUCUUGGAAUAAAGAUGCCAGAGCCAGACUUUAGUGUGAGUGAUGUACGACUCUAUGUAGGGAGUCGUAGGAUGGUGGAUGUCAUGGAUGUAAACACACAAAGGGAUAUUGAGAUGACCAUGGCUCAGUGGGCACGCUACUAUGAAACACCAGAGGAAGAGCGAGAGAAGCUAUACAAUGUUAUCAGCUUAGAGUUCAGCCAUACCCGGCUUGAGAACCUGGUGCAAAGGCCAACUACGGUGGAUUUAAUUGAUUGGGUUGACAAUAUGUGGCCAAGGCAUCUGAAGGAAAGCCAGACAGAAUCAACAAAUGCUAUUUUGGAUAUGCAGUAUCCAAAAGUGCAAAAAUAUUGCCUGAUGAGCGUUAAAGGAUGCUACACAGAUUUCCAUGUAGAUUUUGGUGGCACAUCAGUAUGGUAUCACAUCCACAGAGGGGGGAAGGUCUUCUGGCUAAUCCCACCCACUCCGCAGAACUUAGAAUUAUAUGAAAACUGGCUACUAUCAGGGAAACAAGGUGACAUCUUCCUUGGUGACAGGGUAUCAGAUUGUCAGCGUAUUGAACUAAAGCAAGGCUAUACCUUUGUCAUUCCCUCAGGUUGGAUCCAUGCUGUGUAUACUCCUACGGAUACCCUAGUUUUUGGAGGAAACUUUCUACACAGCUUCAACAUCCCUAUGCAGCUACGAAUCUAUAGCAUUGAAGACCGUACACGGGUCCCAGUUAAAUUUCGUUAUCCCUUUUAUUAUGAAAUGUGCUGGUAUGUACUAGAACGCUAUGUCUACUGCAUCACUAACCGUUCCCACUUGACCAAGGACUUUCAGAAGGAAUCACUUAACAUGGAUAUGGAACUGUGUAACUCAGAGUCAGGAAAUGUGGAUGAAGACGAUGCUGUGGGCGGAAAGGAAUCACGUCGUCCAGUCACUAGACGCUCAAUCCUUACCAGCCCAGUAGCCAAUGGUGCUAAUCUAGACUAUGAUGAACUAAGUAGAGAGUGUCGAAGUUUGCCAAGUCUUAAGAGAACUCUCUCCAUGGAUUCUGAAUCCAGUCGAGGUUCCCAGAAUGGCCAAACGUGGGAUUCUCACAGCAAUUGUUCACAUAAAGACAAGAAGGUGCACCUAACACAGUUUGAGCUUGAAGGUCUGCGUUGUCUUGUAGACAAGCUGGAAUCUUUGCCUCUACACAAGAAGUGUGUACCCACAGGCAUAGAAGAUGAGGAUGCUCUUAUUGCAGAUGUUAAGCUAUUGCUUGAAGAGUAUUCAAACAGUGAUCCCAAACUGGCACUUACUGGAAUCCCUAUUGUCCAGUGGCCGAAGAGGGAUAAGCUCAAGCUUCAGACUCGGCCAAAGUUAAGAUUACCUGCCAUCCCUAUCACCAAGCCCCAUACCAUGAAACCAGCUCCACGACCUGCAACUGUGAGACCCACAGUCUCUCCUAUAGUAUCUGGUGCACGAAGAAGGCGGGUGCGAUGUCGUAAAUGCAAGGCCUGCCUGCAGGGUGAAUGUGGCAUGUGUCAUUACUGCAGAGAUAUGAAGAAAUUUGGAGGGCCUGGUCGCAUGAAACAAUCUUGUAUCUUAAGGCAAUGUUUGGCGCCCAGACUGCCUCAUUCUGUCACAUGCGCACUUUGUGGAGAGGUAGAUAAGAAUGAAGAUUCCCAGGAGUUUGACAAGAAACUAAUGGAGUGCUGCAUCUGCAAUGAAAUUGUUCAUCCUGGCUGUUUACAGAUGGAUGGGGAAGGGCUACUGAACGAGGAAUUGCCAAAUUGCUGGGAGUGCCCAAAGUGUUAUAAGGGAGAUGAGGCAGAGAAAGGCCAGAAACGGAAAAUGGAUGAUGGUGAUGAUGACACAGUUCAAGCCAAAGUCUUGCGUCCCUUGCGUAGCUGUGAGGAACCUCUGACUCCACCACCCCACUCUCCUACCCCAAUGCUGCAGCUGAUCCAUGAUCCUGUCUCACCUCGAAGCAUAGUGACGCGGUCCUCUCCAGGGGCGGGUCCUAGUGACCAUCAUGGUGCCAGUCGGGAUGAACGCUUUAAGAGACGACAGAUGCUUCGACUACAGGGCACAGAACGUACAGUUGUGCGGGAAAAGGAAAACAACCCUAGUGGCAAGAAAGAGCUUUCAGAGGUUGAAAAAGCCAAGCUUCAUGGUUCAUAUCUCACAGUCACAUUGCAAAGACCUACCAAAGACGUGCAUGGCACUUCAAUUGUACCCAAGUUGCAGGCUAUCACUGCCUCCACUAAUCUGAGACACUCCCCCCGUGUGGUCAUGCGCCAAAGUUCAGCCAGGACACCCCAGCGGGGUGGAGAUGAAGAAGCAGCAGAGGAGGAAGAGGAAGAUGAAAGUGCAGAUGAAGAAGAAGAGAAUGCUGAGGAAAAUGGGGCAGCCAGGCUAAAUGGACAGGGGGGCAGGGCAUCAGAUAGUGAGGAAAUCUGGAUGCAAAAGGAAGUGUGGAUGUCUGUCUUCCGAUACCUUACUCGCAAGGAGCUUUGUGAAUGUAUGCGUGUAUGCAAAACCUGGUACAAAUGGUGCGGUGAUAGGAGAUUGUGGACAAAGAUUGACUUAAGCAGAUACAAAUCCAUCACACCCAUGGCUCUUGGUGGUAUAAUCAGGAGGCAACCAGUCAGCCUUGACCUCAGCUGGACCAAUAUUUCUAGAAAACAGCUUACCUGGCUCAUCAACAGAUUACCAGGCCUCAAAGACCUCAUCUUGGCAGGCUGCUCCUGGUCAGCAGUAUCUGCUCUCAGUACCUCUACCUGCCCCCUUCUCAGGACCCUCGAUCUUCGGUGGGCAGUAGGAAUCAAGGAUCCUCAGAUUCGGGACUUGCUGACACCUCCAUCAGAUAAACCCAGUCAAGACAAUCGCAGCAAACUCCGUAACAUGAUAGACUUCCGAUUGGCCGGGCUGGAUAUUACUGAUGUCACACUCCGGCUCAUCAUUCGCCACAUGCCUGCGCUCUCACGACUUGAUCUUGGUCACUGCAAUCACCUUACAGACCAGUCAGCCAACCUGUUAACAGCUGUUGGAUCUUCCACACGAAACUCACUCACUGAAAUUAAUAUGGCAGGUUGCAAUAAGCUCACAGACCAGUCCCUGCUGUACCUGCGACGCAUCUCUAAUGUCACUCUGAUAGAUCUGCGUGGCUGCAAACAGAUCACCCGUAAGGCCUGCGAGCACUUCAUUUCAGACCUGUCAAUCAACAGCCUCUAUUGCCUGUCAGAUGAAAAGCUGAUCCAAAAAAUCAGCUAGAAAUUUGCCACA